AUCGGAUAAUCCGGAUACACCAUAGCUUCGUUUAUCUAUUUAAAGAUGAGGGUGGAUGUGUACAAAAACACUAGAAGAAUGAACAAAAUCAUCUGUUUUUCUCUUCACUGCCUCAUAUUUUCCCUCCCUUUCUCGCCCGUAAAUUCUCGAGAAAAUGGAGCAAGCUUGAUCGACACAACUUGCAAAACAACGCCCUUUUACAACCUCUGCGUCUCGGUGCUCCAAUCGGACCCUCACAGCUCGAGCGCCGACAUACCGGGACUAGCCCAGAUAGCAGCGAACCAAGUGAAAGCCAAAGCCACCGCAACGCUGAAACAGAUCACGAAUUUACUUAAGCAAUCCAAAGAUCAAAGCUUGAAGAAGGCUUUGCUCGACUGCGUCGAUUAUUACAACGCCAUCGUCGAGUACGACGUUCCGACCGCCAUCGAUGCCGUCGUGAAAGGUGACCCUAAAUUUGGGGUACAGGGUUUAAACGAUGCGGCCAAUGAAGCUCUGGCUUGUGAGAGGAGAUUCGAGAAGCAGCCCAAGUUCCCGAUUGAAGGUGAUAAUAAGGUGGUGCAUGAUCUUUCGGCUGUGGCUUCUUCCAUCGUUGCCUUGUUGCUCUGAAUCUGAGUGCCUUCAUCUUUUCUUUUUCUUUUUUGGUUGUAAUGGUGUAAGAAAUUCUUCAUGAUCUAGCUUUAUGUUUGGAAUUUACAGCUUAUGUAUGCUUGCUACUGAGAUGGUAUAUGGAAAGUUAAGAAAUCAAUUAAGUAUUCAUGAAAAAA
Molecule: messenger RNA, 764 nt
Organism: Hibiscus syriacus
Lineage: Eukaryota; Viridiplantae; Streptophyta; Magnoliopsida; Malvales; Malvaceae
Product: cell wall / vacuolar inhibitor of fructosidase 1-like
Exons: 1
Coding region: 46-606 (186 amino acids)
Biological process (GO): negative regulation of catalytic activity
Molecular function (GO): enzyme inhibitor activity
Source: RefSeq, a predicted model, not a curated record